Molecule: messenger RNA, 1398 nt
Organism: Aureobasidium musti
Lineage: Eukaryota; Fungi; Ascomycota; Dothideomycetes; Dothideales; Saccotheciaceae
Source: the annotation of a GenBank genome assembly
AUGGGUGGUGGUAUGGCCCUUCUGUUCGCUGAGAACGGUUGCCAUGUAUCGCUCGAAGAUCCCUCGGAAGAGGCCAUGGAUGGUAUCAUCAAACAGGCCAAGGAAGAAGGCUUCGAAGAUCGUAUCAGCAAACACAGCGACUACAAGUCCUUGUGCGAUUCUCUUGACUCACCCAAGGUCUUUGUCUUCAGCUUGCCUCAUGGUAGUGUGGGAGAUGGCGUACUCGGAGGUCUCAUGCCUUACCUUGAGAAGGGAGACAUCAUCAUCGAUUGCGGUAACGAGCACUGGAAGAACACGGAGAGAAGACAGGGCAAGUGUGUUGUCAGAGGUAUCAGAUACAUUGGCUGUGGUGUCUCUGGAGGCUACCAGGCUGCCCCCGAUGACCAGUCUCUUGAUCUCGUCCUUCCCUUCCUGCGUAAGGUUGCAGCAAAGGACCCCAAGGGAAGACCAUGUGUCGGAAAGGCCGGUACAGGAGGCGCGGGUCACUAUGUCAAGAUGAUCCACAAUGGCAUCGAGCAUGGCAUGAUGAGCGCCAUCUCGGAAGCAUGGGGCAUGAUGAGAACUGGCCUUGGUAUGUCGGAAGAUGAGAUUGGCGAUGUGUUCGAAAAAUGGAACAAUGAAGGAGAAUUGAUUGGUGCCGACAUCUGCCGUACCAAGGAUCCAAAGAACGGCGAACGUGUCCUGGAAACCGUGGAAGACAAGGUCGUGCAGGACGUUACCGGAGAGGAGGGUACCGGUAUCUGGUCUAAUGAAGAGGCUGUGGGAGAGCACAUUCCUGCACCAACGCUGAGCUCAGCUCACUUCUUCCGUUUGGCUUCAGCCGACCGCGCCCAGCGUGAUCGCGCUCAGAAGGCAUUUGGAGGUGACUUCCCGGCACAGAAACUGGAUGUCAAGGACAAAGCCGAAUUCCUAGAAGACUUGCGCAGGGCCACAUACACAGCAUGCCUGGCAGCCUACGUGCAAGGCAUCAACAUCAUCGACCACAAGAACAGGGAGGUCCACUGGAACAUCAACUUCUCAGAAGUUCUGCAGAUCUGGCGCGCUGGCUGCAUCAUUCAAGCCGAUUACAUUGCUUCUGUGCUCGAGCCCAUUUUUGCUGAGUUCCGCAACAAGGACACCAUGAACUUGUUGUUCGAGAAGACCGUCGCCAACGAUCUCAAGAAGGGUCAGCCGGCACUCAAGCGUGUUGUGGUCCAGGCAGUGCUUGGCGACCAUGUGGUACCCGCCAUCUCAUCCUCGCUGGACUACAUCAAGUACCAGACUGGCUUGGAGUUGCCAACACAGUUCUAUGAAGCCGAACUUGAUUACUUCGGAAAGCACAUGUACGACAAGAAGGGCGAAGACCCCAAGGGUGCUCCCACCACUGGAAAGUACCACUUUGAAUGGAAGAGAGCUUGA